Molecule: messenger RNA, 750 nt
Organism: Gongylonema pulchrum
Lineage: Eukaryota; Metazoa; Nematoda; Chromadorea; Rhabditida; Gongylonematidae
Source: the annotation of a GenBank genome assembly
AUGGUGGUGCCGCGAAGCAGUCGUACAGUACCAUUUAGCUAUUUGCAGCAGUACAAUUGCUUCCCACCACCUUUUUUCAUGAUUUGCAUAUCUAUUUUGGAGAUUGCAGUUUAUGCAUAUUAUGUGGUAAAAAUGAAAAGUGGAAUUGAGUUGUACGAGCCUGUGCCACAGAAAUCUCCUCUCAUAUUCAGUCCUCGGAAAACUUAUGAGAUAUGGCGAUAUUUCACUUAUAUGUUCAUUCAUAUUGGAAUAAUACAUUUAGCAUUUAACGUAUUAACACAGAUCAUACUUGGAAUUCCGUUAGAACUGGUUCACAAAUUCUGGCGCAUUGCUCUGGUAUAUUUGUCUGGAGUUUUAGCUGGCUCACUGCUGAAUUAUGCGAUCGAUCAGAAGACAUAUCUUGCUGGAGCAUCCGGCGGUGUUUAUGCCUUGCUUGCUGCUCAUAUUGCGGAAUUACUCAUUAACUGGUCUGAAAUGGAGUUUGCACUGCUCCGUGCUUUCGGUCUUCUGGUACUGAUCUCAAGCGAUGUCUCCCAAGCUGUCUUUCACCGAUACUACCUCAAAUCCACUGACAAGGUUUCUCAUAUUUCGCAUUUCGCUGGUUUCAUUGCCGGAGUUCUGAUGGGUACCAUUGUUCUGCGGAAUUUCCGUAAGAAAAACUGGGAACGUGUGGUGUGGUGGAUUGCUGUGACGGUUACAUGCCUGUUGCUCACAACACUUAUCAUACUUAACAUUGUACCACAUAUCUGA